Molecule: messenger RNA, 3270 nt
Organism: Synchytrium microbalum
Lineage: Eukaryota; Fungi; Chytridiomycota; Chytridiomycetes; Synchytriales; Synchytriaceae
Exons: 6
Coding region: 1-3270 (1089 amino acids)
Biological process (GO): regulation of transcription by RNA polymerase II
Cellular component (GO): Rpd3S complex
Source: RefSeq, a predicted model, not a curated record
AUGGAACAUACAAUAUCUGAUGAUGGUACAUCCAUCAGGAAACCAUCUGAAGAUAACAUCAGGAUGACUCGUUCAAAGUCGAAAUCACCCGACAGGAAUAAUCCAACCAUGUUAGAAAGUAUACCCUCUCAACCUCUAGUACGUAAUAUUGAAGAGUACCGACUAUCACCUGCAGCCAUUAAUCGUACCCCAAAGUCAUCAACCUCAACCAUUGUGGACGCUGCUGCACUUGAUAUGGAUGUCGACUUGAUUGCUGAAAACGUCACUGACAUGGACGGUGGUGCAGAUAUUAGCGACGGAGGCCCUCCAGACGCUGAAAGUACUCAUAGUGAUAAUGACAUUGCUGAACAUCUCGACGCAACAGAAAAUGAAGCUCCUGCCCCUGUCUCUGAUGGAGGGCCGCCAUCGGAGAAAGAUGAGAGCGAGAUUGGAAGUACACAAACUCCUCUACUGAAUCCUGCUAAAUUUGACCAUCAAGAUGAUGUCAUAAGUGUAGAUGAUCUGAAAAUGGACUCCAAUAUGCAAGAUUCAACCAUCUUUGAUUCAGAUUCUGCCCUCUCGUCAGUCUCGUCGGAAUUGACCGAUCUGUCUGACGGUGAGAUGUCAGAUGCUCGCAUAGUAUCAUCCCAACCCACCAAAAAACGUCGUAUGCCCAAAGGAGACGCCAGUCAGACUUCCAAAAGAGCUCGACUGAAGGAUGGCCGAUCUUAUGCUACAUCAAGUACUCCUGAGUCAGACUACUUGAAACCUAAUAAACAGUCGAAACGGCAUGGAAAACGACCUGAUGCGCCGCAUGAUGCAGAUGAUACUGAAGACGAUGGUCGUGGUGCAGCUUCAGGAAAUGAAGAGAAAAGAAGAGCUGGUAGGCCGAAAAGAGAUCCCAAGGUCAAGACUGAUAACUUGUCUAUAUCGUACGCAACCAUAAUGGGCGGUGUCCGUCUUCCCCAUAAUAUGAUAAAGAACCCAUUGCCAACUCGUCCACCAGCAGUUGCUGCAGACCCUACAGAUGACAUUUUGGAUGACAUGAAACUGAUCCUUGGUGAAGAAAAAAGGACUGGUAUCUCUGAUAUGGACGCAAAACGAAAAACACACCGUCUCAAAUUUAUUACCCCAAAACCUAUCGAAAUUCCUGGUCACAGCAUCAAAAGCUUCCUUGCCAAUUUGGAACCGCCAUCGCCUACCAGGUUUGCUGGGGAUAUGGAGAGUCUUCGCGCUACUGGUGACAGUGAUAAUCAUUGCUCAUCAUGUCUGCUUGGUGGUUAUCUUGUAUGUUGUGAUUCGUGCCCAAGAGUCUUUCAUGUUGGAUGCAUGAAUCCCCCCUUUGUCAAAGCUCCAGAAGGCUCUUGGGAAUGUGCGGUCUGCCGACCUCGCCAGGCUCAACCUCUACCUGUCGAGACUGAGACCUUCUCUUUGAUGUGGAAACCUCUGCUUGAUGACAUGGACAAGACUAAUCCAAAGGUCUUUGAACUGCCUCGACAUAUUCGUGAAAUAUUCGAGGGGGUUCUGACUCAUCCACACUCUGGCGCGUAUCUGGAUGCUACCGAACGCGAAAUCAUGGAAGAAGAUGGAAAAAUGCGUCGUAAAGAAAAACGACAACGAAUGCUGGGCGGAGAUAAGGAUAAGAAGGAUGGUAUAGAACCAGAAAGCCAAGCUUGCUAUAAAUGUGGUAAAACAGAUAUGAAGCUAACGAGCACUCAAUUUCUGUCGUCUCGAUCCGCUACGUUUACUCGACUGUCAAAUGAUUCUGGUGAACCCAUGUUGAUCAAUGAUUGUGUCCGAUCCAACAUGAUAAAAUGUGACUUUUGUGACUUGUGUUGGCACUAUGAUUGUUUGGAUCCACCACUAGCUGACGUCCCACCACGAAACCUAGAGAAGAUUGAUCUCAACCUUAUACGUGAUUUGCGAAAGACCAGUUGGGGUCAGGAUGCUCUGCGUGACUGGGAAUGGAGUGAAUUUGUCGAUGCAGGACGUCCGAAACGUCGUAAUGCUGACUUGCUACCCGAUAUAAACCAUGGUAGUGCUCUCAAUCAUAUAAAAGACGCAGAGUCUGGUGAUGAAAGGAUAGGAAGGUCUUCUCCAGCCCCUAAUUUUAGUCUUGGUCUUGUAUUUAUACGUAGAAAGUGGAUGUGCCCAUGCCAUGUCGAAUGGGUUAGGCCCAAGAGAAGAAAGAAAAAGACUUGGGGUUGGAUUGAGGUAGAAGAAGGAAUCGAACGACCUCCGAUGCUUGCACCUGCUACGGUGUCUGUAGCUGAAGGAAUGACUCUAGACAAUGUAUUUACCAUCACAAGUCGUAAUCCUGAUAUGGCUACUGAAUUGAAUGAUUUGAAGGAUCCAUUGAUUGAAGGACUAGUCAGUCCUCACAUAUUACGAUCCGAAGAUAAACGCCAGUCACGACUGGAAACGCCAAGUCCAGAGAGGUCUUCGAGAUCCACCCGAUCUGGCAUUAAAACUGUAAAUGGUGGAGGUGCAGCAUCAGCUUACCCAGUUGUAAUCACGAUAAGUGGGUUGUCGUCAAGCUCACCGUCACCUAACAAAGCCCCUCCGCAUAAUAUUCCACCAAACGAUAGUGCUCCUGAUAGUAAACGACGCCGUGAAAGUCAUUCACGAGAGAGUCCUGUUGUCGCUGCUCCAGUUAUUAUAGAUAGGACUCAUACUAGCACUUACGCGAAACGUGAUAUACGUCGCCGUACACCUGACUCUAAGAAUGAUGGCUUUGCAGAGAUUCUCUCUGAUGAUGAAGACGUCGAAAUGGUUGUAAACAAGCCAGAACCUGCACCAAAACAUAGUAUACUCAAGGAUAUAAAAGAGUCGCUCAAAGUUCCAAAGGAGUUGAAAAUCAAAAUCGAUAUUGAUGCCGAGAUGGAGAUACGAGGUGUGAAGCAUCUCAUUCCUGUAAAACGUGUCAAGUUGGACUUUGUAGAAAAGUGCCGUUCUCUUCGAGCUUUGGUUGUGGGAGAUGUUGGCAAGCCGGAAGAAUUGAGGGAUGAAACAGAUCGAGAAUUGGUACAACGUGUCGCAUCCAAGCUUCCUCCAGUAGGAGAGAACUACUGGUCGGCUCCACAACUAGAUGAACUAUAUACGAGUACACAGGAGGACUUGCUGGUGGACUCUGCCGUAACGUAUUUGUCUCAAAGCUCCACGACACUAUCUUUCACACAUAGUCGGUAUGCCGUACGUGAUGAUAUAGAAACCUGGUUGGAUUCAAUAUCGAGGUUUGAAAACGACGUUGCUUAUCAUUUGCAGAGGAGACACUUGGCGAGCUCUUUAUAG